CCGGCGGUCGGUUGCUAAGACUUGUGAGGCGCAGCGCUUGCGUGCGGCUCUUCAGUCGGAACCCCGCGGAGGAUGGACCUCGCCCCGAGCCUCGCGGAGCAGCGUGGAGACGAGGAGGCCGUGAGCCCUCAGUCGGCGCCCGCGCCGUGGCAAGUCCUCCCGGUGCUGUCCGAGCAGCAGUCCCAGGGCGUGGAGCUCGUGCUGGCCUACGCCGCGCCCGUCCUCGACAAGCGCCAGACCUCCCGCCUCCUCAAGGAGGUGUCGGCCCUGCACCCGCUGCCCGCCCAGCCUCACCUCAAGAGGGUGCGGCCCAGCCGCGACGCCAGCCGCCCGCACGCGCUGGAGAUGCUGCUGUGCCUGGCCGGGCCGGCCCCGGGGUCCAGGUCGCUCGCCGAGCUCCUCCCGCACCCGGCCGUGGACCCUCGCGGCCUGGGACAGCCCUUCCUGGUGCCCGUGCCGGCCCGGCCGCCCCUGACCAGAGGCCAGUUCGAGGAGGCGCGUGCCCACUGGCCCACGUCCUUCCACGAGGAUCGGCAGGUGACCCGUGCCCUGGCCGGGCGGCUCUUCUCAACGCAGGAGCGUGCGGCGAUGCAGGACCACAUGGAGCGCGCUGUGUGGGCCGCGCAGCAGGCAGCCGCCAGGGGCCUGAGGCCGGUGGGCGCGGUGGUGGUGGACCCCGCCUCGGGCCGCGUGCUGGCCACGGGCCAUGACUGCAGCAGCGCGGCCAGCCCCCUGCUGCACGCCGCCAUGGUCUGCAUCGAUCUGGUGGCCCAGGGCCAGGGCCGCGGUGCCUACGACCUCCGCCCCUACCCUGCCUGCUCCUUCGCCCCGGCCGCCGCCCCCCCAGGUGUCCGCGCGGGCUCCGUGCGCAAGCUGGAGGAGGACGGGGACGCGCACGGGGACGGCCUGCCCUACGUGUGCACCGGCUACGACCUCUACGUCACCCGCGAGCCCUGUGCCAUGUGCGCCAUGGCCUUGGUCCACUCCCGCAUGCAGCGCGUCUUCUACGGGGCGCCCUCGCCCGACGGCGCCCUGGGCACCCGCUUCCGCAUCCACGCCCGGCCGGACCUCAACCACCGCUUCCAGGUGUUCCGGGGGGUUCUGGAGGCCCAGUGCCGCCGGCUGCACCCCGGCACGUAGGCGGCCGUGCCCGCCCGCCCCCGGACUGGGCUCUGCUACAGGCGUCUCUCAGCCUCCCGCCGGGCGUGUCUCGUCGUCCCAGGGGCCGUGAUCCUGCCGCUCAGCUUUAGGGACGUUCGCGUCUCCCGCCCAGGAGCCAGACCCCGCGCCGUCCCCACCAGGCUGUGGGGCGCGUCCGUGCCCAACAGCUCUUCCCUGGGCUUGGGCUCCGUGGGGGUCCAGCCUGGGCCCGGGAGCUGCGCACUCGGCCUGCCUUCCUCCAGCUGCCCUUUGCCCCAGGCGUCCACUGGGACGGUGUCCCCUGUGUCUCAGGUGUCACAAAGCGGCUCUACGUGUGAAAAUAAACACCCCCAAACCA
Molecule: messenger RNA, 1498 nt
Organism: Hyaena hyaena (striped hyena)
Lineage: Eukaryota; Metazoa; Chordata; Mammalia; Carnivora; Hyaenidae
Gene: ADAT3
Product: adenosine deaminase tRNA specific 3
Exons: 2
Coding region: 73-1140 (355 amino acids)
Cellular component (GO): nucleus; cytoplasm
Molecular function (GO): tRNA-specific adenosine-34 deaminase activity
Source: RefSeq, a predicted model, not a curated record